Molecule: messenger RNA, 2483 nt
Organism: Oncorhynchus masou masou (cherry salmon)
Lineage: Eukaryota; Metazoa; Chordata; Actinopteri; Salmoniformes; Salmonidae
Product: actin-related protein 2/3 complex subunit 1B-like
Exons: 10
Coding region: 202-1347 (381 amino acids)
Biological process (GO): Arp2/3 complex-mediated actin nucleation
Cellular component (GO): Arp2/3 protein complex; actin cytoskeleton
Molecular function (GO): actin filament binding
Source: RefSeq, a predicted model, not a curated record
CUUUUUCUACCACCUCCUCGUCUACAGAAGUGUCUGUUCUCUCUCCGUCACUCUGUCGGUAGCUUUCGCGUCGACUGGCCAGAGUCCGCGAGCUGUUCUCUCCACUCAUCUCCUUCCGUAUCAUCCCUCCAUCUCAGGGAACUACAGAGGCCUCUCAUUGGCUCAUCUCACUUUCUGAUUCUGCAUCGUCCUGAUUUGGCUAUGGCUUACCACAGCUUCUUGCUCGAGCCAAUCAGCUGCCACUCCUGGAACAAGGACCGGACCCAGAUUGCUCUGUGUCCCAACAACCAUGAUGUCCACAUCUAUAAGAAGGACGGGACCAAGUGGACCAAGAUUCAUGAACUGAAGGAGCACAACGGACAGGUCACAGGUAUAGACUGGGCUCCAGAGAGUAACCGUAUCGUGACCUGUGGGACGGAUCGUAACGCGUAUGUCUGGUCUCUGAAGGGGGAGGUGUGGAAGCCCACCCUGGUCAUCCUCCGUAUCAACCGGGCUGCUCGCUGUGUCAGCUGGUCUCCCAAGGAGAACAAGUUCGCUGUGGGCAGCGGGUCACGCCUCAUAUCCAUCUGCUACUUUGAACAGGAGAAUGACUGGUGGGUCUGUAAGCACAUCAAGAAGCCGAUCCGUUCCACCGUCCUCAGUCUGGACUGGCAUCCGAACAACGUGCUGCUGGCGGCUGGAUCCUGUGACUUCAAAUGCAGAGUGUUCUCGGCCUACAUCAAGGAGGUGGAGGAGAAGCCGGGGCCCACAGUCUGGGGGUCCAAGAUGCCCUUUGGAGAGGUGCUGUUUGAGUCUGGGCCCUCAGGGGUGUCUGGGGGGGCUGGAGAUGGGGCAGGAGGGGGAUGGGUCCACGGGGUCUGUUUCUCCCACAGCGGGAACCGCCUGGCCUGGACGUCACAUGACUCCACUGUGGCGAUCGCAGAGGGAGGCAAGACCAGCACGAUUAGCAGUCUGAGCUCUGAGACCCUUCCUCUGCUGUGUGUCAGCUUUAUCACUGAGAACAGCCUGGUGGCCGCUGGUCAUGACUGCUACCCGGUGCUGUUUGUGUAUGACGGUACUAAGGGCUCAGUAACAUUCGGAGGGAAGCUGGACGUUCCCAAGCAGACGUCUCAGAGAGGGAUCAGCGCCAGGGAACGCUUCCAGAACCUGGACCGCCGAGCCACCUCGUCUGAGACCACCGAGCAGGGCCUGGAGAGUCUGCACAAGAACAGCAUCAGUCAGAUCUCUGUGCUGGAGGGAGGGAAGAGUAAAUGUACCACGUUCUGUACCACUGGGAUGGACGGAGGAAUGGUCACAUGGGAUGUCAAGAGUCUGGAGUCUGCCCUGAAGGAUCUCAAGAUAGUCUGAUAUCCCCAGCCAACCAGCCAACCAGCCGACCAGCCGGGAUAUGAAGAAAUCUCACCUCUUUGCCUUUCUGCUUCUCUGCGUCUGUCUCAGCAGCUGCUGGAGACAUCUUCUUUCUGUCUGUCUCUGUUGAGCUCGAAGCACGGCAGCCAUGACAACGACGUCUGCAUUCCACAUGGCACCCUGUUCUUUUUAUAUCGGUAGACCAGGACCCAUAGGACACCAUUUGAGACACAUCUUGAUUGUUUUUUUUUUUUUUCUUAUCUUCUUUGUUUUAGAAUCCAGGAAAUGCGUUGUUCUGUUCCGUCAGGUGUUCUAUACUGAUAGUUGACGGAACAGAACAACGCAUUUCCUGGAUUCUAGAAACAUCUUCUUUGUUUUAGAAUCCAGAAUCCAGGAAAUGCUUUGUUCUGUUCCGUCAGGUGUUCUACUCUGAUAGUUGUACCUGGACAUACAGCUGUGCUCUUAGUGUACAGCACGAUUCGCUUGGGCUUCUGGAAUUAGUUUACUUGGGUUUUAGUUUUGAUGUUCACACAUGAAUUUGUUGGAUUUACAGCACAGGACCUAGAAAAAAAAUCAUAUCUAAACUUGAGAUUUUUUCACUUCAAAUAAAAAAAUUAAAAAGUAAAUUAAAUAGAAUGGACUAAUGACCCUUACAGAAAAAGAUGACAGUUUUUAAUAGUGCAGUUAAAGUGCAUUUAAAGUGCAGUUAAAGUGCAGUCGACUGUGGUAUUUUGGACGUAGUAAUUUCAGAAUAAGUGCAGUUAGACCGCGCGCUGACCGCAUUAUUUUUUUUCGUAACGGGAAAUGAUUCUGAAUUGUAGUGAAUUUGUUUGGAGGCAGGUGAUUAGUUUACUGUGUGAUGUAUUAUAUCUGUGGUAAGUUGCAGGUGUCUACAGGGUAAAAACAUAAAACACAAAAAGCCAUUUAACCAGUUUUGAAAAGUUGUGAAAAGUGGAAACCGGACAUUCUGCUCCGAUGAACUCCGUUAUCAAGAUGUAUUAGAGCGCAGCUGUUCGCUAUUAUAGUAGGACGCGUCAGCAGGUAUUUAUAUACUCAUGAAGAAAGCCAAGCCGCGGUACCUGUUAAAUGCUUAUGCUGGUCAUAAUAUGCAUUUUAAUAAAUGAUUUACUAUCAUA